Penicillium brevicompactum is the source of this 1059-nucleotide messenger RNA. RefSeq names its product cupredoxin domain-containing protein. The coding region runs from base 1 to 1059 and encodes 352 amino acids. The transcript has 4 exons. The record is from RefSeq and is a predicted model, not a curated record. NCBI's taxonomy places the organism in Eukaryota, Fungi, Ascomycota, Eurotiomycetes, Eurotiales, Aspergillaceae.
AUGCUGAUGCACCAGCUGUUUCAACUACUGCUAGCUUCAGUCCUGGUGACUGUAGCAACAGCAGCAGACUCAGCCUCUCUUGCGGCUACUCCGACAUCUAACGAGGCUUCGACGACAUCGGCCACAGGUAUCGCAACUCAUACUUUUCAAGUUGGACCGAAAUCCGAUCCACAUCAGUAUGUGCCGACCAACAUAACGGCAAAUGUGGGCGAUAUCGUCGUUUUCGAAUUCUACCCAACAAACCAUUCGGUGGUGAAGGCAGACUAUCUUGCUCCUUGUGUGCCAGCUAGUGGGAACAUCUUCUAUUCUGGCGCUUUUGAUGAUUUCAAUGAGCAACACGGUCAACUUGUCGGACCUGCUCCGACAUGGUCAAUAGUGGUCAAUAACACUGAGCCAACAUUCUUCUACUGUACCGCGAUAGAUUCUUGUCUCAAGAACGGCAUGGUUGGCGUGAUCAAUCCGAACUCAACGCAGACAUGGGAAUCUCAAUACAAAAAAGCCCUCGAAUACCCCUAUAUGCUGGUACCCGGCCAGUCAAUGCCAGCAGAGGGCGGUGGUAGUGACACCGACUCAGGUUCCAAUGACAAUAGUUCCGGCGGCAAACAUCUCAGCACGGGCGCUAUUGCGGGUAUCUCCGUCGCGGGCGCAGUGUUCCUCGGAAUUCUGGUCGCAUUGUUCUUCGUCCUCGGCCGAAACCGCGUAUACUCUCAGUGGGUGUCCUCACAAGACGGUCGGACAGAACGGACUCGUCGAUGGGCACUGUUCAAUCAUGAUGAUCAAUACAGUGCCAGCAACCGAAAAAGUGAAAUCGGGAGCACUGCCGCGAAGCCAGGUCAUAUCGAUAUUAGUGCGGUGUCUAGCCCGGAUCCCACCGUCCGAACGUUCUCACCGGGAAUGGAAAAUGUUUCCGCGCACGGUGGCUCUCCGGCUGCACAGCAGGGUCAUUGGAGUUGGAAUGAACCGCCUGUACCGAGUCGCGCAUAUGGUGCCCCGACGGAACUGGAGGGCCAUCCCAUCAUUUGGGAGGCUCCCGGGAGUACGCCUGGGGGUCGGUUCUAG